Molecule: messenger RNA, 1879 nt
Organism: Hyposmocoma kahamanoa
Lineage: Eukaryota; Metazoa; Arthropoda; Insecta; Lepidoptera; Cosmopterigidae
Product: sodium-coupled monocarboxylate transporter 1-like
Exons: 13
Coding region: 45-1754 (569 amino acids)
Biological process (GO): transmembrane transport; sodium ion transport
Cellular component (GO): membrane
Molecular function (GO): symporter activity
Source: RefSeq, a predicted model, not a curated record
AGGCCCGAUAUUGUCCUAUACGGUCGUCAAAUAGGUUAGCAAAAAUGUCGGAUAUCGAUGUUGAGGAAGUCCGAAAGUCUUAUCAACAUUUCUCUUUAAUAGAUUAUUCAGUAUUCGUGUUUAUGUUAGUAAUAUGUGGCCUCGUAGGCGUUUAUUUUGGUCUGGUAAAGAAACAGACCUCAACGCAAGAUUAUCUGAUGGGUGGUAGAAAUAUGAAAUUGAUUCCUGUUUGCUUUUCCUUAGUAGCCAGUUUUAUUUCAGGAAUAUCUCUGCUAGGCAUUCCUACAGAAUUUUACGUGUACGGAACUCCGCACGGAUUUCAUAUUAUUGGAGCCUCAGUGAUGUCUUUAAUAAUUUGCUACACGUUCAUACCUGUGUUAUAUGACUUGAAACUUACGUCUGCUUAUGAGUAUUUGGAGAUCCGCUACGAUAAACGAUUAAGGGUUUUUGGAUCAGUUUUAUUUUCUGUUUAUUUGAUGGCGUGGCUUCCUAUUGUAAUAUAUGUACCAGCUUUAGCUUUCAAUCAAGUUACUGGAGUAAAUAUUCACAUCAUAACGCCUAUUGUUUGUAUUGUUUGCAUAUUUUACACUUCCCUGGGUGGUUUAAAGGCAGUGGUGUGGACUGACGUGAUUCAGACUGUAAUAAUGAUUGGAGCCAUGAUCUUGGUCAUUGUUAAAGGAACAAUUCGCGUUGGUGGUAUUCAAGAGGUCAUCAGGAGAAAUUGGGAAACUGAUAGGAUUCAACUUCCGACUUUGAGGUUCGAUCUCACUGAAAGACAUUCAAUUUGGUCGGUUUCAAUUGGUGCAACUUUUUAUUGGAUUGGUAAUAUUGCGGUGAAUCAAUCAAUGAUGCAGAGGUUUCUAGCAUUACCUGAGCUGAAGCAAUCAAAAAGAGCGGUUUGGGGCUUUCUCAGCGGAGUUAUAUUGAUCAUCAUUAUAUGUGGCUAUAGUGGGCUACUAGCAUUCGCCAAAUAUUAUGAUUGUGACCCGCUUGAUUCCAAAUUGGCUUUAGCAAAGGACCAGAUAUUGCCACUGUUAGUGAUGGAUCUUUUGACAGAAUGGAAAGGUAUGCCUGGGAUCUUUGUAGCUGGAGUUUUUAGCGCUGCUCUCAGUUCUCUUUCAACUGGCUUGAAUUCAAUGGCAGCUGUGGUACUUGAAGAUUUUUGGAAGCCAUUUUUUAAAGAGCUCAAUCAUAGACAGACGCAAAUAUUGAUUCGUGCUGUAGUAGUCAUACUUGGAUGCGUUUGUUUAGGUUUAGUGUUCAUCGUAGAAAUGCUAGGUUCGGUACUGCAACUUACUAUGAGCCUGUCUUCAGCAUCUUUAGGGCCACUCGUAGCAGUUUUUCUUAUGGGAUUGUUCUUGCCAUUUAUUGAUGCAACAAGCGCUUUAAGUGGCGGUAUUGUCGGUUUAAUUUGCUCAUGGUGGAUUGCAGCGCAAUCACAGUUAGCGCAAGCUCAAGGUCAUCUCACUUACCAGGAGAAACCGCGGUUCCUCCACAAUUGUACCUAUUCAUACUCGCCGCCGUUGAGUGAGGAACAUCAUACGGACAAGGAAGUGUUCUACCUUUAUCGACUUUCCUAUCUGUGGUUCACUGCGUUUGGUUGUACCGUUUGUGUCAUAAUGGCCUGUAUUGUCAGUUUGAGGAAAGCCCCAAAAUCACAUGGCGAUCUGAGAUUGUUCGUGCCAAUUAUUAGGAAUUUUAUGGCCAAAAAACGACGAGUAAAGCAAAUAAAUUUGGAGGAUAGGUACAGUUAGUGGUUUGUAAAGUAUAGAAGCAUACACUUGUUUAAUAAAAAAAUAUGUAAUUUGUGUAAUUAUUAAUAGAAAAAUCGAGAUUGAACACUUAAAAAAGAAUCCUUGGAUCCGGCUGGAUUGGAACC